GUCAACAAACUUGCAAAAUCAGUCAACUUGCGGUCCAGUCGUAUUUUUUUGUUGUUUGUGCGAACGAAAAAGUUUUCCUCAGCCCAAAAACUUGUCAAAAUCCCCGAAACCACUUCCGUGCGCACCCCCGUACUAUGCAGCAACCCUUCCCGGUUACCCAGCAUGGCCCAUCGAUCGCGAGAGGACAGUUUUUCGUCGUCCUUCCAGCAGCAACAGAAAAAGCUCCGAUUUCGUGGUGAUUUGGCUCUUCAGUACGGCUUCGCAGGGAUGGAGGGCACCGGUUCCGGUGGCGGCAGCGGCAGCACCAGUCGCGUUGAGGACAUAUUUGCGGAGGACGAUCAAUCGCGGCGGGGCAAUCUUACCGGAUCGAGGAACGGAGAAAUUGGUGGAACGACUGCAGGGACGGCGGCGGAAGCAAAAGACCCUCCCAGCAAGAGCAGCCUGUACGACUUCUUCCGCAUCGAGUUGACCCGUGGGUACGUGCUGGAGCACGACGAGGAGCGUUACUCGGCACGGCGCGAAAAGAUCUACUCGUUCAUGAAGAUCCCGCGCGAGCUGGAGGGCUUCAUGGCGUACGGAGUGCUGCAGUGUGCGGACUCGUUUCUGUACAUCUACACGUUUCUGCCGAUUCGGUUCGUGAUGGCACUGUGGGCACUGGUGACGCGUCCUCUGGCGCGGUGCUUGGGCCGGCGGAGACCAAGCCAGCGGCGGCUGCUGACGCCGGCGGAGAUUUGUGACUUGCUGAAGGCUACCAUUUGGAUCGUUUGCAGCUGGGCUAUGUUUUACGUGGACACGAACAUGCUGUACCAUUUGAUCAAGAGUCAGUCGAUUAUUAAGCUGUACAUCUUUUACAAUAUGCUGGAGGUGGGAGAUCGGCUGCUGUCGGCUUUUGGGCAGGACACGAUCGAUGCGCUGUUUUGGACGGCGACCGAGCCGAAGGACAGCAAGAAGCAGCAUUUGGGGACGAUUCCACACUUGCUGUUUGCCAUCAUCUACGUUACGAUUCACAGUGCCUUGGUGAUGUUCCAGGCGACGUCGUUGAACGUGGCGAUCAACUCGAAUAACAAGGGCCUGCUGACGAUCAUGAUGUCGAACAACUUUGUGGAGUUGAAGGGCAGUGUGUUUAAGAAGUUUGACAAGAAUAAUUUGUUUCAGUUGAGUUGUAGCGACGUGAGGGAGCGAUUCCACCUGACGAUCCUGAUGUUGAUUGUGCUGAUUCAAACGAUGAAGGAGUUCAGUUGGAAAUCGGAACAGUUCUUCGUGAUGAUCCCGGAUUGUAUGUACGUAAUGUUGGUGGAACUGUUUGUGGACUGGAUUAAGCAUGCGUUCAUUACGCGGUUCAACGAAAUCCCCGUCGACGUGUACCGAGAGUACACGACCAGUUUGGCGUACGACAUGACCCAAACCCGCCAGAAGCACGCCUUCUCCGACCACUCGGACCUGGUCGCUCGACGAAUGGGCUUCAUCCCGUUCCCGCUCGGAGUCGUCCUCGUGAAAGCCCUCUACCACGCUCUCUCGUUCGACAAUGCUGCCUCAAUCGCACUCUUCAUCUUAGCUUACGGAGUUCUGCUCUCCUGCCGCGUCCUCAACACCGUGUGCACCCUCGGCAAGGCGUGCGACCUCAUGAAGAAGCACCAGGACGAGAAGAACCUACUCAACAGCCAACAAAACAGCGGCCCCGCCACUUCAACACCCAUCCAACGAAGCGCCUCCAAACUAACCUCCGACAUUGCGACCUCCCCAAUCCACCACGCACCCACCCUGGCCACCCCCAUCCAGCGAUCGCAAACCGUCGAGUGCGUCACCAUUCCCCAAAUCAAAACCCCGUCCAGCGCGGACGACGACGAGGACAGCGUCAUCCGGGAACCGUCCGCACUCGGCGCCACCGCCCUCUUCUCCAACAGUGACGUAGACCUGGACGACGUCAAGCUGAACGACAAGUUCCUGAACGGCGUCGGGUCGUCUCCCGAGGAUAGCGGACGGCAGGACGAAAAUCUGGCUAGGAGCGUGCCGGAUUUGCAGCAGGAGGCGGGUGGCGCUGGCGGUGGUGGCGCUGGGGAUGCGUCCUCGUCCGGCGAGGGGGAUAGCUUUGCGUCCUAUCAGGGAUUGCACCAUCGAACGCACAAGCGGUCCGAGUCGGAGCCGUCGAUUCAGCUGGAUCCGGAGCGUGGGGGAGGAGGGGGGACGUGAGAGGCGGCGGGAGAGGGGAGUUUAGAAGACUAGAGAAGCACACCAAAGGCUGGCACAUUGUUUUGUAUUGUUUUUCGUUUCACACUUGCUUCGAAGGCUGCGUUUCGAUUAGUUUUGGUCGAUGAAAAAGCAGCAGUUCUCUCGUACCGAAUUAGCCUCUAGAAUAAGCAUUGGUUUUUAAUGUUAUCUAUUUUUUUUUGUAAAUAAUAAAUCAAAGAUUUGCUUAUUGACGCUAAUCGUGAAAGAAAA
Messenger RNA from Culex pipiens pallens (northern house mosquito), 2439 nucleotides. Its product is annotated as protein TAPT1 homolog. The record is from RefSeq and is a predicted model, not a curated record. The coding region runs from base 163 to 2190 and encodes 675 amino acids. Gene Ontology annotation, cellular component: ciliary basal body; endoplasmic reticulum membrane. The transcript has 2 exons. NCBI's taxonomy places the organism in Eukaryota, Metazoa, Arthropoda, Insecta, Diptera, Culicidae. Gene Ontology annotation, biological process: positive regulation of cilium assembly; maintenance of protein localization in endoplasmic reticulum.